Molecule: messenger RNA, 1974 nt
Organism: Syngnathus acus (greater pipefish)
Lineage: Eukaryota; Metazoa; Chordata; Actinopteri; Syngnathiformes; Syngnathidae
Product: protein ABHD18-like
Exons: 6
Coding region: 437-1240 (267 amino acids)
Source: RefSeq, a predicted model, not a curated record
UCCCACGUUCUGUCAUGAGAAUCACUGAAGGUCAUCUUCCUUUGUUUACCUGACAGUUUGGUAAAAUGAAAUGUUUAGAAAAAAACUCAUUCAAUGGUUCAAGCAUUUCUAGUAACACCAAUGGAAAGUAGGAUUGUGACUGACAAAUUGCGUAGCAGCUAAUAUAAAAACAACAACAAGGCUAAUGAGUGGUAAAGCAAAGCUUCAGUUUGCUUGGGAACAUAAAGUUUGGACGAAUAAGUCCGGCAGGAUUUAAUGUUUUCUAUAGCGACUGGCAUGUCAAUGUAAGAAGAGGGGCAAUUGAAAUGAGGCAAACAUUAAACUGCUUGUCCACUAACUAAGGUCCGAUGACAAAGUGAAGUAUGAAGAUUUUUCCACUUGUGUGUUUCCCCCCUUGUCUAAUGGCACAUGCUAGAUCACCAGGUAGUACACACAGAUGAUGACAGUAAUAUGGUAUUUUGUUUGUGUCAAGAUGUCGUCCUUAGCAGUGACUAAUUGGCCGAAGCCUAUCCCUCUGAUUCCCUGUCUGUCAUGGUCCACUGCCUCGAGUGUCUUCACCACGGGUGUGCUAAGUAAAGCAGUGAAUUGGUCGGAGCUGGAGAAGCAAUAUGCUAUCAAUUCAGUGUAUGAAGAAGAGAUCAUUAAGCUGUUGGAGUAUUGUGGGGCUGACUCCUUCAAGGUGGCUCAAAGGUUUGCCAAACAUUCUUUAGAGCAUGUACUAGACCAGCCUAGAGAGGACAACUUGUCAGUGGGCUGCUACUCCAGCGCAGGGGCAAAGGCAGGAAUUGGGCCUGGCCUGUGGAUCAGAGACGGAGUUGCUGGGCACCCUUUAGACACAUUGUCAGUGGACAACACCAAGACAGGUUUAGACCCUUUACCAAGUGACUUCCAAGCAAACAAAUCACUGAUUGGGAACAAGGCGGAUUCAGCCCCAAUUGGUCGGCCAUCAUUACACAGUGAGUCGAUAAGCUUCAUGAAGGGAGUGAUGGACGAGUGUACACACAUGGCCAACUUCUCCGUCCCCGUUGACACCAGUCUUAUCGUCGUGGUUCAGGCCAAAGAGGACGCCUAUAUCCCUCGGACAGGGGUCCUCAGUCUACAGGAGAUCUGGCCUGGAUGUGAAGUUCGUUAUCUGAAUGGAGGACAUAUCAGUGCUUAUCUUUUUAAACAGAACGUCUUCAGACAGGCCAUCUAUGAUGCGUUCAACAGAUUCUGCCUGAAGUAUCCCCACCUUGUGUAGCCAUGGAAACCCUAAAGGCCCUUAGCCCUGUAACAGUAGCUUGCACUGUGCUGGGUGUGUGUUUGCGUGAAUUUUUUUCCUCCUUGUAUACAGUACACAAUACAGUUCUUCCAAACCGUCCACUUGCAACUUCUCUCUCAGCCUUGCUUUUUGGUUUGUCAAGUGAUUGUGGCUAUUUGUGGCUUCCCUAAAAGUGAAAUAAUUUGCCUAUGUGAAUCUUUUAAAGCAUUUUAGACUGAAUAUGACUUACUGAAUCAUGUUUCUUUUUAAUUAUGGUGUUAUGUGCAACCUAAUAGAGCAUCUGAUGAGGAUGUUUUUUUUGUUGUUGUACACCUUCUUCUUGUUUUGUACCCCAUUUGUAAUCACACCUAUUUACAAGGCUGCUACCCACAUGGUCUAUAUUUACACAUCAGUCCCUAAUGUUAAAAGCAAGCCGCACAUGAAAUUACACUUCAUGGGAAAAAGUAACCUACAGAAACAGAAAUAUUGGUCGUUUAAAGUUAUAAUACAUAUGGAAUUCCCCAAAUGUACAAGUGUGUAUUUUGUUUUGGUAUCGUUGAUCCAUGAAAUGCUUUGCUUUCUUUUUCACUUAGAUUUUUCCAAAAUAUUUUAAGACAUUUCUAUCAGUCUAGCUUUUAAACAGCUUGGGUGUACUUAUUGCCCGAAGACAGCUGGUAUAGGCGCCAGCACAUCAGCGACCCUCGUGAGGAUCAAAGUCAGUUUUAUUGUCAAUU